AGAGUGACAACGGAACAUGCAUCUAGAGAACAAAGAUGGUGGGCUGACCUCUGGUGUGCUGGAGAUGGAGCUACAUCAGUCAUCUGCUCCUAUGUGUGCUGGUCUGGGAAGGCCAGGGCUGGCGGUACCUGCCACCAGCAACCACAGGCUACUGCAGGGAGUCAACAGGGUAGACCCCACAUCCCCCUACUCCAGCAGGGCAACUGGGCAGAGCUGCUUGGCUUCUGUGGACCAGGAUUUUGGUUCAUUCCUCACAGAGCAGAGGUCUCACUCUUCUUUACCUCAGUUCUCCAACUCCAGGUCAAAAGACCCCUGCUUUACAGAAAAUACCCCUUUGCUGGGAAAUUCCUCACAAGAGAAAGGGUCAUGGGGCAUGCCUAUUUGCCAUCCAGAGUUUAUCACUGCUGAAGAAUCUUGGGGGAACAGCUCAGCUGAGUGGGAUGGAGGAUCUCUGCUGAGCAAAGACUUGGCUGGUUCCUCUGGAUCUGCCUCCCAAGAGAAAGGGGAGCUUCUGGACAGUGCUCACAUCAGGUCCCGUCUUUUGAAACUGAGAGCAAUGGCUGGUUGCCAGCUUGUUCCAGAAAACAUUCCAGUGAUCGUGCAGCAGGAGAGGUUCAGAGUUUAUGGAAAAACAACACACAGCUGGUGCCAGGAUUUUACCACACUCUGGCAUCUUUGUCUCAAUAUCAGCAAACGUGGCUGCUCUCCAGGGUCCAUGAGGACUUUUGCCCACAGGGAGGCUGUAAAGUAUAAGUGUAACCUGCUGUGGCCGCCGCCGCCUGGAGCCUGGAACAUCAGCCUGGGUCACCUCCACCACAACAUGUUCUUCUCUUCCAGUAUGACUUGGGCCACUGGCCACCAGGGCCCCUUCCAGGUCCACCCGGAGCAGUGUGGAAUCCACAUAGCUGGUGAGAUUGUUCACAGAACACUGGCAGCCAUGUUGGGUUCCCUUGCAGCAUUAGCAGCGCUGGCUGUGAUUGGAGACAGACCCAGCCUGACCCAUGUGGUGGAGUGGAUUGAUUUUGAGACCUUGGCCCUGCUAUUUGGCAUGAUGAUCUUAGUAGCCAUAUUUUCAGAAACUGGAUUUUUUGAUUAUUGUGCUGUAAAGACGUACCAGCUCUCUAGGGGAAGAGUGUGGGCCAUGAUCAUCAUGUUGUGUCUCAUUGCCGCUGUCCUGUCUGCCUUCCUAGACAAUGUCACCACAUUGCUGCUUUUUACUCCUGUGACGAUAAGAUUGUGUGAGGUGCUCAACCUUGAUCCAAGACAAGUCCUCAUUGCAGAAGUGAUCUUCACAAAUAUUGGAGGAGCUGCCACUGCCAUUGGGGACCCACCAAACGUCAUUAUUGUUUCCAACCAGGAGUUGAGGAAGAUGGGCCUGGACUUCGCAGGAUUUACUGCACACAUGUUCGUUGGGAUUUGCCUCAUUCUACUGUUCUCCUUUCCACUCCUCAGACUCCUUUUCUGGAACAAAAAGCUUUAUAACAGGGAGCCCAGUGAGAUUGUUGAACUGAAGCACGAGAUCCACGUUUGGCGCCUGACUGCGCAGCGCAUCAGCCCGGCCAGCCGAGAGGAAACAGCGGUUCGGGGCCUGCUCCUGGGGAAGGUGCAGGCACUGGAGCACCUGCUGGCCCGAAGGCUGCAUACCUUUCACAGACAAAUCUCACAGGAAGAUAAAAAUUGGGAGACGAAUAUCCAGGAACUCCAGAAAAAGCACAGGAUAUCAGACAGGAUUCUGCUCACCAAAUGCCUGAUGGUGUUGGGAUUUGUUAUUUUCAUGUUCUUUCUCAAUUCAUUUGUUCCUGGUGUUCAUCUUGAUCUUGGGUGGAUUGCUAUUAUGGGUGCCAUCUGGUUGCUAAUUUUAGCUGAUAUCCAUGAUUUUGAGAUAAUUCUACAUCGAGUGGAAUGGGCAACUCUUCUGUUCUUUGCAGCACUUUUUGUUCUAAUGGAGGCACUGGCACAUCUCCACUUAAUAGAAUAUGUUGGAGAACAGACUGCUUUGCUAAUAAAGAUGGUCCCAGAGGAUCGGCGCCUCACAAUUGCCAUCAUCCUGGUGGUCUGGGUCUCAGCCAUUGCAUCAUCCUUGAUUGACAACAUCCCAUUCACUGCUACAAUGAUUCCUGUACUCCUGAACCUCAGCCAAGAUCCCGAGGUCAGCCUGCCUGCACCACCACUCAUGUAUGCCCUGGCUCUUGGCGCCUGCCUGGGAGGUAAUGGGACACUGAUUGGAGCAUCGUCAAAUGUGGUCUGUGCAGGAAUUGCUGAGCAGCAUGGAUAUGGCUUCUCUUUCAUGGAAUUUUUCAGGUUGGGCUUCCCAAUGAUGGUUGUCUCCUGCACAGUUGGGAUGUGUUACCUCCUUGUUGCUCAUGUCGUGAUGGGAUGGAAUUAACAGAUAUACAUCGUUUGAAGACUAAGGGAAACUUUAUCCAUCACCAACAUCAGUAGAAAACUGCCCCAAGACCACUCUUGGGAGAAGAAAAGGUGCUCAUCAUGGGGGUGCUCUGGAGUGGAAACCUUUGGCAUCCACACUUAUUCAGGUGAAUGCUAGAAAAUCAUGGGAAAUACAAGAUAACUUACUAAAGAUUCGACUACAAGAAAAUAUGUAUAUUUCAAAACAAGUCUUGCUAUGCUCUGUAAGAAAAGACACAAAUGCAAUAUUCGACUCCAAGUGGCUUGUACUGUUUAACUUUCAGUUUCCUGAGGUCAUCAAGAGUUUUUUUAUGUAAUCAUUUUCCAUGUUAAAAUAGUCUGCAUCUCUGUACUCUUUCUGGGAAAAGGAAAACAGUUUGUAAGGAAACAUUUUAUGUAUUGAAAAAAUAAACUGUAACUUGACAAAAGGUUUAGAAUUAAUUAGUCUCCUAGCUUUUUAGUAGUUUACAUAAUAUAAAAUUAUAUUUUAUCCAUUUAUGUUUUUCUCUGGAGUUUUUAAGUCAUCAAUUACAAGUGUAGAAAUUUGACUUGUAAGAUGGUCAUAAGUGCUUUUAAAAUAAUAUUUUACAAUUUAACAGCCUA
Panthera uncia (snow leopard) is the source of this 3009-nucleotide messenger RNA. It is a transcript of the gene OCA2, whose product is annotated as OCA2 melanosomal transmembrane protein. The coding region runs from base 17 to 2386 and encodes 789 amino acids. Gene Ontology annotation, cellular component: melanosome membrane. The record is from RefSeq and is a predicted model, not a curated record. The transcript is spliced from 20 exons. Gene Ontology annotation, biological process: transmembrane transport; melanin biosynthetic process; melanocyte differentiation. NCBI's taxonomy places the organism in Eukaryota, Metazoa, Chordata, Mammalia, Carnivora, Felidae.